AAAAAAUUUAAAUAAUAAAACGGGAAAUCAACAAAUUACGUUAAUAAUUUAGAAUUAUAAACAUUAUAUCAAAUGUCAUUUUGCUUUUUAUCGCAGUCACUUGUUAACGUCAUCUGAUUUCAACAAAAUAAAAUAGAAGCAAAGGUUAAUAACUUAAAUUUGCUAACGUAAUUUGAAACUUGGACGUCCUGUGCAGGAACAAAUAACCUUAAUACAUAAUAAUUUUUAAUUAAAGACGGACUUGUUUCGAAGGUAAAAAUAUGAAGAAGCGAAGGCCUUGUAUUGACAGUCACUCUUAUUUAUCAGAAAAUUCUCGUAGACCUUUGCGCAAUAAAACAUUAUUCACAAAAAGUAAAAGUCAACAUGAAUUAAAGCGACGAGGAGAAGGAAAAAUCACAAAGCAGAAAAGCUGUAAUCAGAAGAAUAAUAUCUAUUUGAAAAAUGAUGUUUUUGACAAUUUGGAAACUCUCUUUGACUUGAAAAAACCGUUGACUUUACCAGAAAUACAUUCAUCUUCAUUAACAGAGAAAUUUAUUGAUUUCACAUUUGAUUCUUCAAGUUCAACAAAUUCAUGUCAUAAUUAUUCUUUAUUUUUGAAUAAUUGUAUUAGUACUUCUAAACUCGAGCCAAAUAUUAUUACACAGCCGAAUCAUUUGGAUGCAUUAUCUUUGAAUGAAAGCGUAAAAGAAACAAAUAUCCAUGAAGAAAUAUUAGAGAAUGAGGAAAUUUACUCUUUAAAAUCAUAUGAAUCUAAUGAAAAUUCUUUCGUAGUUAAUUUAGACUUUGCAAAAAAAAUGGCAAAUGAAGGAAAAUUGUCUGAACAAGAAUUAGACGAUGAAUUAGAAACUUCAUCAAAAAAAGAUGUAAACUCUGUGGAAAAAUUUUCGGAUGUAAUUACUUUACAGAAACAUGAUUCUGAGGCACUACCACCUCCACAUCCACUGCCCCAAAAUAUCGGUGAAGGAAUUCCUGUAAAAUCUGGUCAUGAUCGAGAUUCAAUUAUGAGUGCUAUUCCAUUUACGGACUCAGCAGUGCUUCAAGAUAUGAAUGGCGCUUACGAGAAUUGCAUCACUAUCGAAGAAGAAAUAGAACAAUUAAAGAAGGAAAUAAAUGAGCUUAUUAAUAAAUCUGAUUUGUCUCAAGAAGAUACAAUUUUGCUCUCAGAGAAACAGGAGAAUAUUAGUACAAAAUUAGCUCAACUUGAUGAAAUGACGAGAAAAGUACAAAGAAUAAUAGGUCUCAGUGAUCCAUCAAGUUAUGAAUUUGCAAAAAUGUUCGAAAUGUUGCCCUAUCCUCAUAAAAAAGAACAUGGAGAUGAAAAAUUAGACGAAGAAUAUUAUGGAAAAACAAACGAUUUGUUAGAAGAUGAUGAUAGAUUUGAUGUACCAAAAAUAGAAUAUCCAGAAGACAAAUUACCAAGGGUCAUUAUUUGUGGCAAUACUGAGGAUUGUAUUCCAAAGAUAGUAGUCGCUGAUAGUCAAUGUAAAAGAUCAGAAACAACACAUUUAGAGAGUCUCACUGGGAAAUUAAGUGAAUCAUUAAUUAUGCAAGAAAAAUUAGUUAAAGAAAAUGCCAAGCUCGAAGGUGGAAAAUACAAAUUAGAGGAGGCUAUUUUGGAAAAAGACAAUGCUGUAGAUAAUCUACAACGUAAAGUAUGUGGUCUACAAGCUGAAAUGCGAAUAAUCGUCAAGGAAAAUACUGAAUUGAGUCGUCAAUUAGCUUGUCUAAAUGAAAAAAUUGCUACACCAUCUUGUUGCUACACUUGUCCUGGUGGUUCAUCAUCGUCGCCCUUUUUACCAGCUCAUUCUUACAAUAGUAUAAAUAAUCUUGAUGAUAGUGUUUGUCGCUGUAGAUCUUGUCUUGAAGAACAUGUUGGUGAUUCUUUAGCACUCAUGUCUGGUACACAAAGACUUUCUGGAGGUGGCGCAGAAGAAAAUACAUCAAUUUUGGAAAAUAAUACAUUAAGAGGUAAUAAUAUGGCCUGUUUUUCUCCUACUGGUACAAAAACUUCCACUUCUCCAAGGCCUUUAUCAAAAGGAAUGUGUCCCGCUGAAUUGAACAAUGCAUACGAAAAAAAUACGAAGAAUUUGGAAGAACAACUUGGCAAUAUAGAAAGUGAGGUUCGUACAAUGCAAAUGGAAUUAAUAAAUGUUCAACGUGAAAGAAAUCAGUUGGAUCAGCAAAGAAAACUUUUUAAAUGUACAGCACCUUGUGCACCAUGUUCAUGUAAUCCAACAGCUGCAGAACCAGUCUCUAGAAAUUUUCAACCGUGUCCUCCAUGUGUAGCAAGUCUUCAAUCUGGUGUAAUGCCUACUAAGAUGAAUAUUUCACAAGAUGUGAAUCAAGGUUGUGGUCUUAAUAAUAUCACGAGUGGAAGUCAAUGUAAUCAACCACAAUUGCGUGAUUUAAAAGAACAAUAUGCACGUCUUCAAGAUGAUUAUAAAAGUAAAUUGUGUGAGGUCUCUUGUCUUCGUACGGAUGCAGAAAAAAUGAAACAAGAAACACGUGAUAUUAAAGAGGAAAAAGCUAAAAUUGAAAAUAAAUUAAUUGAUUUGCAAGAAAGAUUAAAGGUUCUAGAAAUUGAAAAAAAUAAAAUGAGCGGUAAUAAGGAACAAUUGAUUGAACAAGAACAGGCGCUUUUGGUGGCGAAACAAAGAUUCAGAGAUGCUCAAGACGAACUUGAAGAAUUACGAUCCUUAACACAUGAUCAAUCUGCUCAACUUGAGGAUUAUCGAAAUAAAUAUCUAAUGGCUCAGCAAAAAGUCGAGGAACAAAGACAUCAACUUGAUCUUAUGGAAUUGGAUAAUGUUAGAAUGAAUGAAAAUGUAACUUUAGAAAUUGGACGUGUUAAGAAUCAGUUUCAAGAGAAACUUGCUGAAUUAGCUCCCUUGCCAGAUAUUUUAAAGCAAACACAAUUAAAAUUACAAGAAUCACAACAAUUACGUCAAAUUUCUGAAAGACAUUGUGAAGAUUAUUCACGAGAAAUUUUAGAUUAUAAAGAUAAAAUAGAAACUUUACAAAAAGAAAUGGAAAUACUUCGCAGUGAAAAUAAUAACCUACAAGAAGAAUGUAGUCAGCAAUCAGAAAAAUGUGAUGAAUUAGAAAAAGAGAAUAGUGAAUUAAGGACCGAAAAUGAUAGGCUUAAAAAUACAUUGAUUCGAUUUGAGGAACAAGAAACUCAAUUUAGAAAAUGUAAUGAUGAAAAAUUACACGAAGUCGCUCAAUUAACAUCUUUACUAGAGCAGGUUAGAGAAGAUUCAGCAAGACAAGUAGCAAGAACAAAAGAAAGAAGUGAAAUGAUGAGAAAAACGAUGCAAAAUCAAAUUUCUGAAAUGGAAAGACAACUUGCUCAAUGUCGUGCAACAGCAAAAGCUGCACAAAAAGACAGAGAUGAGAUUAGACAAAAGAUGCAAGGUCAAAUCAAUAAUUUAAAUGAAUCUUUUAAACAUGCACAGGGACGUAUUAAAUCAUUGCAAGGUCAUGUAAAUUAUUUAAAAACAUCUUAUAGCAAUAUUUUUAGUUCACAAGGUCAAGGAGAGGCUCCAGUUAAUUUUGUACCAGGAGAAUCACCAACUACUGCCGCUGCUGCUAGUCAAGGUUACGAUACCUGUGAUUGUAAUUACUAAAAUUGAUAAA
Molecule: messenger RNA, 3636 nt
Organism: Leptopilina boulardi
Lineage: Eukaryota; Metazoa; Arthropoda; Insecta; Hymenoptera; Figitidae
Product: girdin
Exons: 20
Coding region: 261-3626 (1121 amino acids)
Biological process (GO): regulation of cilium assembly
Cellular component (GO): centrosome
Source: RefSeq, a predicted model, not a curated record